CAUGUGGCUCAUCGAAGCCGCUGGAAGCAGCAGAGUGAGCGGUCAGCGUUCCUCUCACAGGGACGGGAGCCCGGCGGGGCUUUGGGGCUCUGUAGUUCUUUGGGGACGAUGGCGGGCGGCUGUGGGGAUGAAGAUCUGUUCGACAACAUCCUUUUGGCGGAUGAAAGGUUCCGAGGGGAGGGGUACCAGGAGGGCUUCCACAGAGGCCGCCGGCGAGGCCUGCAGGAGGGCCGCAGACACGGGGCCUCCCACGGGGCCAAGCUGUCCACUGAGAUUUCCUUUUAUUACGGCUUCGCCGUCACAUGGAGAUGUCUCCUCCGUCAUCACGUGGAUGUCAGAUCCAGGAAGCGCAUGAAGGCGCUGGAGGCUCUGCUGGCUCUGAUCCACAACUCCCCUCAUGAUGAUCCUCAGUCUGCGCUGCUCCAAGAGCACACGGAGAAGCUUCGUGCCAAGUUCAGACAGGUGUGCUCCAUGCUGAGUGUCCCCACCGACUUCAGCGAUUACACCAGAACUCCUGCUGGCACUUCUUUCUGAAGGCCUCGUGAUGAGGAGGCGCUGAUCCGAACACCUACUUCCUGCCUCAGAGAGGGAGGCGGGGCUCCGGUCAGACGGCAGCCCUGAGGUCGCCCCCCCCCCCCCCAGCGACUGAUUGGUCUGCAGUGGUUUGUGAGAGCGGUGACUCUGAAGGUGUGAUGCUCCACGGCCCAUGUUGAACGGGACGACCUGAGGAGACGGCUGCAGUCACUCUGUCUGGUCCUCGGCCCAGAAGCACCUCACACACAUUGGGGGGCAUUGAGUGUCUCCUGGUAGACAAGUGGAUUUAUUGCAGUGUAUUCUAGGCACAGCAGCAAACAUGUCAAA
Molecule: messenger RNA, 861 nt
Organism: Gasterosteus aculeatus aculeatus (three-spined stickleback)
Lineage: Eukaryota; Metazoa; Chordata; Actinopteri; Perciformes; Gasterosteidae
Gene: lto1
Product: LTO1 maturation factor of ABCE1
Source: RefSeq, a predicted model, not a curated record